This is a messenger RNA of Gallus gallus (chicken), 3126 nucleotides long. RefSeq names its product inositol monophosphatase 1 (gene IMPA1). The record is from RefSeq and is a predicted model, not a curated record. Gene Ontology annotation, biological process: signal transduction; phosphatidylinositol phosphate biosynthetic process; inositol metabolic process. The transcript has 9 exons. NCBI's taxonomy places the organism in Eukaryota, Metazoa, Chordata, Aves, Galliformes, Phasianidae. Bases 544 to 1380 code for a protein of 278 amino acids. Gene Ontology annotation, molecular function: inositol monophosphate 1-phosphatase activity.
ACUCGGAGCAGCGGCGGUGGUUAACGGAGCUCGGAGCCGUGAGGUCAGGUGAGGCGGCCCUCUCCUCGGUCGCCAUUUCGGGAUGCGGUGCUGCUCUCGCGGCCCUUUCCUGGUGUGAGGCAGGGGCUGCUCGCGACUGGGGCCGCUUUUCGACCCGACGGGACCGUUCGGAGCCCCGGGUGCCCUGUAUGGCGGCUGGGUGCCGGUGGCCUGUGCUCUGCUGGGACCGGCGGGUGUGGGCUCCGCCACUCGCACCUCCGCCCUCAGUGCGGGGCUGAGCCUGCGGGGCGGGAGGGCGCCGAGCUGGGAGAAAGCAGCUCCGUCCUGUAAACGCAGCUGCCGGUGUUUAACUAGAAUUCAUGCAGGCUUACUGUUCGAAUGCGUUUCUGGAUGUAACUGGUUGCUUUUCCUUUGCUGUGCCGUUGUGCUGGGUGUCUGUGUGCUUAGCGGGACGUUGCUCGGUGCUUCUGAUACGGCACCUUACUUGUGUUAUUUGACUGGCCCUGUGCGCGCAGGGCUCUGUGGCUGUACAUCGGAGAAAACAUGGCAGAUCCUUGGCAAGAAUGUAUGGAUUAUGCAGUUACGUUGGCAAAGAAAGCUGGAGAAAUGAUCCGUGGAGCACUCAAAGAAGAAAAAUCCAUUAUGAUUAAAAGUUCACCAGUGGAUCUAGUGACUGAAACUGAUCAAAAAGUAGAAAACUUCAUUAUCUCAUUAAUAAAAGAAAAGUAUCCUUCUCACAGCUUUAUUGGAGAAGAAUCGGUUGCAGCCGGAGAGGGCAGCAUUUUGACGGAUAACCCUACAUGGAUUAUAGACCCUAUUGAUGGAACUACCAACUUCGUACACAGGUUUCCAUUUGUGGCAGUUUCAAUUGGCUUUGUUGUAAACAAAAAGAUAGAGUUUGGAAUUGUGUAUAGCUGUGUUGAAGACAAGAUGUACACUGCCAGAAAAGGAAAAGGGGCAUUUUGCAAUGGUCAGAAACUUAAAGUGUCAGGCCAAGAAGACAUUACAAAAUCCCUUCUAGUGACAGAAUUGGGAUCAAAUCGUGAUCCAGAGACUAUAAAAAUAGUUCUUUCUAACAUGGAAAGACUCCUCAGUAUUCCUAUUCAUGGGAUUAGAGCUGUUGGUACAGCAGCUGUGAACAUGUGCCUUGUGGCAGCGGGUGGAGCUGAUGCCUAUUAUGAAAUGGGGAUUCACUGCUGGGAUAUGGCAGGGGCUGGAAUCAUUAUUACUGAAGCAGGCGGUGUACUUCUGGAUGUAUCAGGUGGACCAUUUGAUUUGAUGUCUCGGAGAAUAAUUGCAGCAAGCAGUCGACCUAUUGCAGAGAGAAUAGCCAAAGCACUUCAGAUAAUUCCUCUGAAAAGAGAUGAUGCAACUAACUGAAUACCAAAGCUGCACCUUAAACAUACAAUUAUACAGUGGUUCUCUCUCUCUCGUGUUUGUUCUACACCUUGCACCUGAUUAAAAAAAGAGAAAAAUAGAUUGUGUUCUUUCAGUACUGGAUAGCUUAUGGUGUGACUGUGAAGUGGUGUUUUGAGGUUGGACCAAGAUCUAAGUAAGCUUUUAUUGUCAAGUAUUCUAUUUAGCAUUAAAAACACAUAUUUGCUUCCUUUUAUAGAUCUACAACUGCUGUUUUGAAGCUUUAUACUACACUGGAAGGCAUAGCGUAAGACCCGUUGUUUAGUUACAUAAUAACGAAACAGAUUCACUAUCUCAACACCACGUAAUUGCAUCUGACCAGAAACUGAAGGCAAUACUGUUUAUCCGAUCUCCAACCAUUUUUCUCCUGACUGUUGUUUCUUUUUCAUCGUCAUCAGCAUAACAAUUUCCUUAACUUGUUAGGGUUUUUCUAGAAGUAGUUUGUGUGUUUCCGAAUGUUUUUUUAGUUGCUUGUAGUUUGGGAUCUAAUUUAAAGCCUUUUUUAGUUACCUGUCUUUUGUUUUUGUAGUCGUGGUUCUACCUUUUUUACAUUAGAUAAACAGUCUAUUUUUCUGCUUUUUAUGUGGCCAGUAUUCUUGCAUAUUUAUUACAGUUGCAGAAAUAAUAAUUACGUGUUUUUCCCCGGAAUAAGUUCUGAGCACACUUCCUAUUGACAGAUGGACUUGCUCCAAAUUAAGAUUGAAGUAUGACUUUAAAUUUGUCCUGUCAGUUGGAAUUAUCAGCUUGUAUGUACUAGGUUCUCACACUUAUUAUUUGGAACUGUAAUAUCCAUUAAUCUUGUUCGAGUUUCUCCAUUAUGAAUUUAUUUCAGAACCUAAGGAAUAAUUAAAGUCUGAGCUGGCAAAAAAAUAAGCCAGUAGUCCAGGCUUCUUACAUCAUUCUCUGUAAGUUAUAAUAGCAAUGACUGAGUUCAGGUUUCCAUUGUGUUAUGUUGUAUAUAGGUAUAAAAGAAAAUAUGUUUCUAAACCUAAGUGUUUAUAAAUCUAAGAAAUGCCAGUAAUCUAACGCUUUAAGUGUAUAGUUCUAAACUUAUAAAACUAUACUGUUCUUUGCAUUUUUGUAUUUAAAAGUAUCAGUCUACUGACCAAACAAUGAAUGCACUUUAAGAAAAAACCUUAAUUUAGAUCAGUUUUUAACCUGAUUUUUCUGCGUCUGAGGUCUCCAAAAGAAAGUUGUCUUAUAGAGAUUAUCCAGUCAAAAGAUAGCAAUAUUUUGGGAAACCUGACUUCUUGUACUGCUGUCCCACUAUUUUUGUUUUGGAAAAUGAUCUCACUUGAAAGUUCCAGCAGAUUUCUUAUGUAAUGUGAGCCUUCAAUAUCAGUUCUUCUUUUUGCAAAUUUGCUGAGAUGUUGUAUUUGAAACUGUAUCUAAUGCCAGAUGAUUAACAUUAGCUGCUGAUCAGAUAUUCAUAGGUCUUUGUCAAAAAAAAAAAAUCAGACUUAAUUUUACUUCUAAAGUUACCAUUAGAUAGGAACUGUUUGGCCAUUUCACUGUAACUUUAUUGCUGUAAAUGAUUUGGGAUCAUUGUUAUUUCUUGAGUAUGACAGCUGUACCCUUUCUCUGGCUUUUGUAGAACAAACCCUGCGUAACUUUUUUUAAAACUGAUUAAUUUGUGAAAUGGAGACAUAGAUUAAAAAAAAAAAAUGAGGUGAGAGAAUGUGUUCAAAAUAAAUGGGUCCCAGAACAGCA